This is a messenger RNA of Schistosoma spindalis, 6256 nucleotides long. The record is from the annotation of a GenBank genome assembly. NCBI's taxonomy places the organism in Eukaryota, Metazoa, Platyhelminthes, Trematoda, Strigeidida, Schistosomatidae.
AUGGAAGUACAAUGUAUUUCAAAAAAUGAAAUUAAAUCAAAUGGUUGGUCUACUAAAACAUGCCAUUAUCCUUAUUUGAAUUCGCAUUCAAUAAAUUAUCAUUAUAGUCUAGAACAAGAAACUUCACAAAAUAAACUGAUGAAUACAAAUGGUAUUCAUCAGAACAGUAACGAUAUUUCAACAAUGUUAACUAAUCAUUCCUAUUUAAAAAGUAAUCUAUUACCAAUAAAUGAUUCAUGCAUAUCUAAUGAAAUAUCGCUUACACGAAAUAUUGAUAAUAAUAAUAAUAAAAACGGUGAUAAUGAUGAUGAUGAUGAUGACGAUGGUGAUGUCGAUCAAUACUUGCCGUCAAUAAUGAAUAAACAAAAAUCAUUAUUUGUCAGUAUUGGAGUACAAACUGAUGAUCAACUAAUUUCAAAGUGUUGUAAUAAAGAAAUAUUAUCAAAUGACAAUUUGUCUAAUAUCUCUUAUUUCUGUGAUAAAAACGAUACUAAUACUACUCAUGAUAAUAAUAAUAAUAAUAAUAACAACAAUAAUGAUAAUGUGGAAAGUUUAAUUGAUGCAAUUAAAUGUGUUUAUGCUGAAAUGAAAAUUGAACAAGCUGAAAUGAUCAUAAAUAAUUUGAUUGAGAAAUUUGCUGAACCAUCCGAUAUGUAUACUUCUGUAGAGAAUCUUCCCAAGGAUAAUUUAUUAUUUUGUAAUAUAUAUAAUAAUAACAAUGAUAAUAAUAAUAAUAAUGAUAACGAUAAAAAGUCAUUAUUAAAUGAAAAAUCAUCUAAUCCUCCUCAUACAUCAGUAUCAUUUUUUUCACCUAUUUUUAAAUUACUUUUAACUCAAUCAGAAUCACAAAUAUUUCCUGAUUUGUAUAAAUUAAGUCCUUCAGGACGUAAAUUAUAUGAUUUAUGCCAUCGACUUGCAUUUGAUAUUAGACGUACUAAAAAUAAGCUACGUAUAUUGCAAAAAAUGCGAACCAGACAAUCAAAUCAACAUCACUUCAAUGUACGUAUUACUUGUACUAAUCCAAAUACAACAACACCAACAACAGAUUCUACUAUUAUUAGCACACACAAUACAUCAAACAAUAUUUUAUCUAAUUUUCAAAAAUUUUUAAACAUUAAUAAAUCGGAUUCAUUGAAUAAUUCAGUAAAGAUUUCUCAAGAUAAUCGUCGUAAUGCCUUCAUUCAUUAUUUACACGAUAUAAGCAAAAAUUAUGAAAUGCCCAAAUCCACAUUAACAACCACAAUUACAACGAUUUCUAAUCAUAAUGAUUCUGGUCAAUUUCAACAGCUCUGUAAAGAUUCACAACUACUGACACAUCAUUAUCAUUACUGUGAACAUAAUAAUAAUAAUAAUAAUAAUAAUAAUAAUAAUAAUAAUGAGAAUCAAUCAGAAAAGUAUGGAAAUUAUUUAGAACAAAUCAUAACAUCGAACAGUAUAAACCCUACUACUACUAGUAGUAAUAUCAACCAUCGCAGUACAGCACCAACGUAUACAAAUCCAUUAAAUUGUCCAUUAUCCUUAUUAUCUUUUGUAAGUAAUUUAAAUAAAGUUAGUAGUGUGGAAAAAAUAACUGAUGAUAAUGAUAGCGAAGAUAAAAAAAAGGGAGAAGAGGCAAAAGAAGUUAAAGGUGAUCGACGCCAAAGACGAUCACGGGGACAACGACAAUGUCGGCGGCAACAAUCGAAACAACAAAAUCAACAACACUAUCAACAUCGACAGCGGAAAAAGUCACAAGUAAAUGAGAAAUUUCGACAGAAUAAACAAAAAUUCCUAUCUUUAUCUGAUAAUAAUAAUAAUAAUAAUAAUGAUAAUAAUAAUAAUAAUGAAAGUAAAAAUACAUAUUGUGAGACUUUAUCGAUUCCAUUCUCCUCUUUUGUAUCAUCACCGUCGCCUUUAUCACCAUCAUUAUCGUCAAUAUCACUAUGUACAACCAAUAAUAAUAACAAUGAUAAUAGUUUAAACUUGAAACAUGAUCUGACCAUAAAUUCCAGUGGGGUCCGUAAUCUCAAUAUGGUAAAUGUGUCUACAAUGUCUACGAAUGAUUUAACAACUAAUAAAUCAAAUAUUAAUGACUUGCCAUCUAAAUUACCAUCAUCAACAUGUUCAGUUAAUUAUUCAAAUAAUCAUCAUCAUGUAGAAUCAUUAUGUUCACUUAAUGUUCCCACAUUAUCACCAUCUCUAUUGUGUUCUUCAUUAUGUUCUACAAGUUCAUCUGAUCAAAUAUCAACAAUAAUUACACCUUCUAGUCAUUUACAUCAAGAUAAUCCAUAUCGUGGUAAACGACGUCAAGUAUCUAGUCCAUUAGAAGAGCAUAAUAAAUUGAAUAAUGAAAAUGAUUUUAUACAAACUCCAUCAAAAAAUCGACGUUGUUCAAGUUUCAAUUCACAAAAAUGUCUAAUCAAUAAACAAUUUACAGAAUCAUUAAAUAAUAAUAAUAAUAACAAUAGUUCAGUUGUUUCAAUGAUAACUAAAACAAUGUCAACGGUAACUUCAUCUCCAAGAUUGUGUUAUUCGUCUUCUUCUCCAAAUAUUUCAUUUGAUCAGUCUACAAUUAAUGUUCAUGUUGAUAAAUUAAAAGAAUCUGAUCAAUGUACAAUUAAUGGUGAACAUAAUACAGAAACAUUUAAGAAAAUAUUAAAUGAUAUUCCAAAAUCAUCAUCAUAUUUAUCGCCUUCCUGCUCAUCAUUUACUUCGUUUUCAUCAUCAUCAUCGUCAUCAUCGUCGUCGUCAUCAUCAUCAUCAUCAUCUGCACUAACCAUCGAUUCAUCAAUAAAUCCUUCUACAUGUUUAUCUGAUACAUUAUGGUCCAAUUCAAAAUCAACAGCAAUACAUAAUAUUGUAAGUGUUGAUAAAUUAAAACAAUUAAAAAUUGAUAUUCAAGAUUCAAGAUAUGAAGAUGAUGAAAAUCCGAAAGAGGUAAAUUCAUUUGUAGUCCCCAGUGUCCUAUCACCUUAUUCUCCAAUUCAACCAACACCUCCAUGUUCUCCAAAUUUCUCAUCCUCUACAUCUUUAUCACCUUCAUCAACUAUUACACUUCCUCAGAAUGGAUAUAAAAGUCCCAAAAGUCAACAACAACAUCAACAAUCUACUUCAAUGACGAAUUCAUGUUAUAAUAGAGAUGAAACUUCAGGAGGAUCGAUCAAUAAUCGACCACCUACACCAGAUAUUCGGCGUAGUGAAUUGGAUUUGGCAGAUUUAUCCGAUGGAACAAGAGUUUUAGUUAUACAAGAUACCUAUCUACGUGCUGGUACUUUAUAUUUAGGAAAAGAUAGUUCUUCAUUAAUCAAUCGAAUUAGUCUUAAUAACGAUUAUCUACGUGAUCAAGUAUUUCGUAUACAUUUAGAUACUGAGAAAUUUACUAGUUCAACUAAUUCACGUAUUAAUAAUUAUAAUCGUUUUAUAUCACCAUCAUUUAACCAUGUGAAUAAUCAAGUUGUAUCAUAUUCAACUUAUCGACAAUUAUCUUUUUCAUCGUCAUCAUCAUCAUCAUCAUCGGCAUCGUCAUCUUCAAGUAAUAAUAAUUGUAGACUGUUUAGUAAAAAUAGAAGACGUCAAAUGGAUUUGUUAUUGUAUGGAUGGCAAGUGGUACAACAGGCAGUUUUAGAAGUAUUUCCUGCUUCAAUACGACAUGUUCCACCGGGAACACGUGUUUGUGCUGCAUGGAGUGAACAACUGGGUGUUAAUCUUUAUCCAGGAACUGUUGUAAAAACUGAUCUAAAUGAACAACAACAUAUCAAUAAUGAUUGUGUUCCAGUUGAUUUUGAUGAUGGAGAUCAUCGACAAGUACCAUUAACUGAUUUACGUAUUCUACCGGAUUAUUUUACAAAUUUAUGUGAAUUAAUUAAUAUCACUGGUGAAAAUAAUAUAAAUUGUUUAACUCCUUGUCUUAUCUCAUCGGAUUAUUUGUCACUACGUCAUGAUAAUAUUAAUAUUACUAAUAAUAAUGAUAAAGAUAGUGGUAAAUUUGUAUCACGUAUGCGUCGUCAUAGUGAUCUGGAUCAUAACACAUCUAGAUCAUAUCAUUCAUGGUCUCAAUCAACAUCUCCACUUAUACAUGAUACUAUGUCCUUGUGUUCACCACAAAUGAAUACAAACUUAAUGUUAAACUCAAAGUUUUUCUUUCCUGAAAAGAAUUCAAAUAAACUAACACAUCGUAUCAAAAGUAAUCGAAGUAGAAAAGAUUCUCAAUUAUCUUCAUCCAGUUCAAAUAGAACAAUGGAAUGUACUGUAAAUUCACUGAUAUCACCUACACAUACAAUAUCAACGGGUGCUACAUCAGUCAUGUCAUUAAGAUCACCGUCACCACCUCUAUCAUUGCAAACGCCAGUGACAAUAGCUGAUUUUAAUCAUAUGUCAAGUGAUAAGUACAUGAGUGAAUGUUCUGACAAUAAUAUUAACAAUGUCAAUAAUAGUGAUAAUGAUAAUAAUAUUAAUAGUAAGUCAGAAAAGGUGAAUUAUCCAUUGAACAAUCAUCUAUCUGAAGAAUUCAAUGCAGAUAAUAUUUCCAUUUCAAGCACAAUUACAACAACCGAUAGUUCAAAUGAGUGUUUAUCCUGGCAAGUGUACGAAAAGUUUAAACGUCGGAAACAAGGCUGUAUAUACUGUCGUUCAAUAAUACGUGAUGUAGAUGGUUUAAUCGUUAAAGUUGGUGAUUGUGUACAAUUUGGCUCUGGGCGCAAUGAAAUAUAUCUUGGAGAGGUUAAAGAAAUACGUUGGGAGCAAAAAAGGAAUUCACUUAUUGUUGUCGCUGCAUGGUACUAUCAACCUCUUGAAGCUGGGAAAGAUGGACAAUUAGUGCAGGAUAUUAAAGGUGCCCUAUUUACAACUGAACAUAAAGAUGAGAAUGAAGCCAAGUGCAUCAAGCGACGUAUCAAAAUCGCUAAAUCAUAUGGUCAGUUUAUGCAAGGAUAUUAUGGAAAACCUAAAGGACAGGAUCCUUUAAAGUCAAGUCAAACACAGUUAAACAAAAACAUGGGAGAAUUCACGUCUAAUACAGAUACCGAACAAGUGAGUUUCAAUAGAUAUCUCUAAAAUGGAUCCAGAUUUUUCCUAAAUUGCUCAAAAUAAUACCUAAUGGAAGAUUUUGCAAUUUAUUUGUUUAUUCAUUAGUGUUACUAGUCGGUCAUAAAAACUAAUGAAUUUCCGACUGUUUCUAAAGGCUAAAAAUCACAGUCUAAUUGGUUUACACAGAUACAUAAAUAUAUCGUAAAGUGGUAGAUACCUUUCAGCUUUUUGCAAUCUUACUUUCCGACUGUCUAGCAGUGGAUAGAUUUACGGAUCACAGUAAGAUUUAUGUUAAUCGGUACCUUUUGAUGUCUGAUAUAAUUCUCUUCAUGAGUGAAGAAAAUUCCUAGUAACAACUGGAAUACUAUGUUCCAGACAUUAAAUGAUCUUUGAAAGUACACACAUUUCUAUAUUAAGGUUCAUUCCUAUAAAAUUAUAAAGCUGUAGAUAGGAUACUAGUUGUAAUAUAAUUACAAUAAAUAUUAACUUUUGUUUCUUUUUAUACAACAGAUCAAUCUUGAACCUCGUGAACCAUUGUCAUCAUCAUCACUAGCAUCAACGAGUCAUAGUAUCAAAUAUCCUUCAGUCAAUGAAAAUGAUACUGAUCAACCUCCUAAACUUCAGAUUACGCUAAACAAUAAUGACAAUAAAAAUGAAAUUAGUUCAGAUGAUAAUGAAGACGACGACGAUGAUGAUAAUAAUAAUUCUAAUUUCUAUCAUUAUUUUAUUGCUGGUAAAUACGACCCAGUUAGACAACAAGUACUUACAUGGGAUACAGAAUUAGCUAAAAUACUUAACCUCAAAACACACAAAAAUAGAUAACAAAAAAUUCUUUUCUUUCUCUCUCUCUCUCGCACACACAAAAUAUCUCCAAAUAAGCAUUAAAACCAUCAGAUUGUAUCGCAUUUUUUCAUUCCUUAUCUCUGUUUUUUUUUCUUUUCUGCAGUUCUAUGAUAUUGGUAAUUGUUUUGUUCCAUUUUUCUUUUGUAUGUCAUUUAUUAAAUAGUUCAGUAAACUUUCACACCGGUGUGUUUAUCACCUUUUUUGUGAAGUGAAUUAAUCUCAUAAUCACCAUCAAAUAUUCUUCCAAUUUUGUGUGUAUUUUUAUUUUAAAUUAUCGUGUAUACCAACCUCCCCCACUCCACUUUACAACUUGACAACUACAAGUAACUUCUACUUACUCAUAUAAUCCGAUGAUGUUUGAUAUGGCCUAUGAUUUAAGCGAUAUUAUUUUUUUAUUACCAUGAUCAUU